GCUUCAGAAAAAGGCGAAUUAGUUAUGGAAGAACAGGCCAUCAUUUUUCAAGCAGUGGUUCCAAUUGGUGAGAGCAGGUCGAUGAUGAAUGCCUGGUUCAAAAUCCAACCCAAGCCCAAAAUCUCCGGACCUUUCCAUGCCAGACAACCUCCUUUCCGUUUGGGGAUAAGUUCUGCCUUUGUCGGUUCCUCCUUGUAUACAAUAGGCGGCCGAGUGCCCAACCAUUUUGUGCUCAGCGACUGCAUCAGCUGGCUUGACACCAGUGAUGCUUUCAGUGCGUGGAAGACCAAUAAAUUACCAUCUCGUUGUGUUGAUUCAGUCCUUGGUGUUUAUAGUGAAUCCUUGUACAUAUUUCCCGGUGUGUGGAAAUAUGGUUAUUAUCACAUGGACGAGGAUAAAUAUCUUACUAAUCGAAAGGGCUACAUCUGGAGCACCAGAGAAAAUAAAUGCCUUGAAACCAAAAUAGGCCCUCCAAAAGUUGAAGGUGAAAAAUGGCAGUGGCGUAGGAUUCGUGCUUGUGCUGCUUUGGAUAAAGAAGGGCUUCUAAUUGCUAUGGAUGGAGAAAAGAACAACUUCUUUCUCUAUAAACCAGAGAAAAAUGAUUGGGAGAUAUGCAAAUUUAAGGAUCCACUUCCCAAAUUUAUUGGUGAGACUAGCUUUGCAGCAUCCAACGGGAGACUGUACUUCUUGGAGGUUCAAGGUAAGUUCCCUGCCUUAUUAUACAUCUACGAUAUUAAGGAAGGGAAGCUCGUGAUAGACAAAACGCCUAUUCUGGAGCUUGAUGAUGACUUAUGGUCAAUGGAUGAGUGGGAUAGAGUGGUCCGUUUAGUCCUCGUGGCUGAUGACAAGCUCUGUUUACUGUGGCUUGGUCCUGUUUCCUAUGAAAAUGAAAACGGAUGGCCUCCUGCUCGGAUCCUUCACUAUCUCAAAUUUAAGGUUUCUAGCCGUCCUAAUUCAGUGUUUGAGGUCGAGGAUAGCAAAGUUUUUACGACAAGCAUCACUGAUUUAUUGGAUUGCCUGCCAUGUGACCUUGCACAAUUUGAAGCUGAAGCAAAAGGCAAAUCUCAACCCCUUACCCAAGAUGUCAAACUCAAAGCAGUCAUAGCUUCAGAAAAAAAGGAGUUAGUUAUAGAUCCUGUGACAACUAUGGCUGCCAGAGAAAACGCCAUCCUUUUCCAAGCAGUGGUUCCUUCUGGUGAGAGGAAGUUGAUGAUGAAUACCUGGUUCAAAAUCCAACCCACAGCCCAAAUCUUUGGACCUUUCCAUGGAAGACAACCAUUUCGUUUGGGGAUAAGUUCUACCUUUGUUGGUUCUUCCUUGUAUACAAUAGGCGGUGAAGUGCCCUCCAGCAGAUUACCUAAGCCUUGCGACGUCAGCUGGCUUGACACCUGCCAUCCUUUCAAUGGGUGGGAGACCGGUGAAUUACCAUCUCCUUGUGUUGAUUCAGUUAUUUGUGUUGCUGGUGAUUCCUUGUACAUACUUACUGAGCUAGAGGGCUACAUCUGGAACACCAGAGACAAUCAAUGCCUUAAAACCAGAAUACACCCUCCAAGAGUUGAAGGUGGAGAUCAGAAGCAGAGGCCUAGGGUUCGUGCUUGUGCUGCUUUGGAUGGACAAAAGCUUCUAAUUGCUAUGGAUGGAGAGAACAACACCAACUUCUAUCUACAUCCACAGCCAGAAGAUGAGGCAAGAGACUGGGAGAGAUUUGGGACUCCACUUCCCGCAUUUACGAAUGAGAUUAGCUUUGCAGCCUCAAACGGGAGACUGUACAUCUUGGAAUUUCCAAAUAAUCCCCCUGCCUCCUUACACAUCUAUGAUACCAACAUGAGGAAAAUCGUGCAGAAUUACCCAAUAGACUGGCUAACAUUGAAUGCCUUGUGGAAACUGGAUGAGAAGGAUAGGGUGGUCCGUUUAGUUCCUGUUGCUGAUGACAUGCUCUGUUUUCUUUUGCUUGGUCCAUUUGAGGAUAAAAAUGGUUGGCCUCCUGUUAAAACCCUUUACUAUCUCAAACUUAAGUUUUCCUUCAAUCUUAAUGAGUUUGAGAUUGUAGAUGACAAAAGUUUUCAUACAAACAUCACCCAUUUAUUAAAUUGCCUGCCUUGCGGACCUGAACAAUUCAGAGCUGAAGUCGACCCUGAUGCAUCUCAAAAACAACCAGAAGACAAUGCUUCUGCAAAAGCAAUUGGAACAAGCUUGAUUUCUGACCGCGAUCAAGCAGAGAACACUCCUUCCCCUGAGGGAAGAGAAAGAGAAGGAAAAAGAGAAAGCACUCAGUCGUCGCAGAGGUCAGAUGCGGAGACGGAGGAGUUGCUGGAUCGAAUGCUUACUUGGCUGGCGCUCUGCGACGACUCCAAACUCGAAGCCUUGCUCUCGAAGCUCCUCCCUCUCACCAUCUCCUCACUCUCCUCUCAGUCUCUAGCCGUCUACAACAAGGUUCUUGAGAUCUUGAGUCAUGUGAACAAGAGAGUGAAACAUCAGCCUGAGAUUGGUUUGCCAUUGAUGGACUUAUGGAAAAUGUAUAGUGAAUUGAAUGCACCUCCAAUGGUUAAGAAUUUCUGCAUUAUAUAUGUUGAGAUGGCAUUUGAACGGAUAAAUUUAAAGGAGAAAGAAAAUAUGGCACCAAUGGUUUUGACAAACAUUUCAAAGCUUCCUCAGCAGCACCAAGAGAUCAUCAUGAGGAUAGCUGUAAAGGAGCAAAGUGAAGUGCGUUUUUGUGCAGUGAGAUGGGCAACAUCUUUGUUUGGUUCUCAACAUUGUCCUAGCCGAUUUAUUUGUAUGCUUGGAGCUGCAGAUGCUAGAUUGGAUAUAAGGGAAAUGGCACUUGAAGGGCUUUAUCUUGGUAAGGGUGAAGGGCAAAUAAUCAGUCAAAAUCUUGAUUGCAAAUAUCCUUUGCUUGGAGGCAUUCUAGAAUACAUUCUUACGCAGCAGCCGAGGUUGUUAGAAUCAUCUGAAAGGAGAGAACAGAAGCUUCUUUUUCCAUCAGAAAUGUAUGUGGCCAUGAUUAAAUUUUUGUUGAAUUGCUUUGUGUCGGAGUUGGCACAAAACAAAUUCUUAGGAAGAUCAUCUGACUUUCUUUCCUCAGUGGAAAGAAUGUGCCUGCUACUAGAGCAUGCUAUGGCAUUAGAAGGAUCCUUUGAGUUGCAUUCGACUGUUUCAAAGGCACUGGUUACACUUGGAUCUCAUCUUCCAGAGAUGAUAGCAUCACACUUUGCUUUGAGAGUUCCAUGGUUAAAGCAAUUACUGAAUCAUAUGGAUUUGGAUACGCGUGAAUCUGCGGCACGUUUACUUGGCAUUGCUUCCUCUGCCCUUCCCAAUCCAGCAUCAUGUGAUCUUAUAUGUGAGCUUGUUUCCUCAAUCAGGGGAGCAAACAAAUUGAGGUUUGAGGCACAGCAUGGAGCAUUAUCUGCCAUAGGAUACGUCACUGCAGAUUCUGUAUAUAGAACACCAUCUAUCCCGGAGGAGCUGUUUCAAAAUACACUUAAAUGCCUUAUUGAUGUUGUUAGUUCUGAGUCUGGAACUUUGGCCUCCAUUGCAAUGCAAGCACUGGGUCAUAUUGGUUUAUGUGCCCCUUUAUCUUCAGUGGUCGUUGAUUCUGGUUCAGUUCACAUUCUAGAAGUAUUACAAGAAAAGUUGAGCAAGCUACUCUCUGGUGAUGACAUUAAAGCAAUCCAAAAAAUUGUUAUCUCCCUCGGACAUGUCUGUGUGAAAGAAACAUCUUCUCCACACUUGCAUAUUGCCCUAAUUUUGAUUUUUAGUCUUUGCCGGUCAAAGGCUGAGGAAAUUUUGUUUGCUGCUGGAGAGGCCCUAUCAUUUCUAUGGGGUGGUGUUCCUGUAACUGCUCAUGAGAUUCUUAAGACUAACUAUACUUCACUUUCCAUGAGUUCGAACUUUCUUACAGGCGACAUGAAUUUGUCAUUGUCAAAUUUUAGCCCUAUUGAGAAUAGUGGAGACUCUGAAGAUGCCCAUAUUGUGGUUAGAGAUACGAUCACAAAAAAGCUUUUUAAUGAUCUUUUGUACAGUAACAGAAAAGAAGAGUGUUGUGCUGGAACAGUCUGGCUUGUAUCACUUACAAUGUAUUGUGGUCAUCACUCUGCCAUCCAAAAAAUGCUUCCAGAAAUUCAGGAAGCCUUUUCACACCUACUUGGUGAACAGAAUGAACUUACUCAGGAGCUUGCAUCCCAAGGAAUGAGUAUUGUUUAUGAACUUGGUGAUGAGUCAAUGAAGAAAAACCUUGUAGAUUCACUUGUUGGUACUUUGACUGGUUCAGGGAAGAGGAAAAGAGCUAUCAAGCUUGCAAAGGGUGCAGGGAUUGCACUUCGCCCACAUCUUUCUGAUUUAGUUUGUUGCAUGCUGGAAAGUUUGUCAAGCCUUGAAGACCAAGGACUGAAUUAUGUUGAGUUGCAUGCAGCAAAUGUUGGAAUACAAACAGAGAAGCUGGAAAGUCUCCGACUUUCAAUUGCCAAAGGAUCUCCCAUGUGGGAAACUCUUGACUUGUGCAUAAAUGUAGUUGAUAGCAAAUCAUUAGAUGGGUUGGUUCCACGCCUUGCUCAUCUGGUUCGAUCUGGAGUUGGCCUCAACACUAGGGUUGGUGUGGCCACCUUUAUUUACUUACUAGUUCAGAAAGUUGGUGUGGAUAUCAGACCAUAUACAAGCAUGCUAUCAAGGCUGUUGUUUCCUGCUGUGAAGGAGGGGAAAAGCACUGCUGCAAAGCGUGCCUUUGCAGCUGCUUUGGCCAUUAUUUUGAAGUAUGCAGCUCCAUCUCAGGCCCAAAAGUUGAUAGAAGACACUACUGCAUUGCAUAUUGGUGAUCGGAAUGCUCAAAUUUCUUGUGCAUUUUUAUUGAAAAGCUAUUCAUCAACGGCUUCAGAUGUUUUAAGUGGAUAUCAUGCUGCAAUUAUUCCAGUUAUUUUUAUUUCAAGAUUUGAGGAUGAUAAGCAUGUUUCUGGUGUCUUUGCGGAACUGUGGGAAGACAGCUCAAGUGGGGAUCGAGUCACGGUGCAGUUGUAUUUGGAAGAAAUUGUUUCCCUUAUUUGUGAGAGCAUCACAUCAUCUUCAUGGGCAAGUAAAAAGAAGUCAGCCCAAGCAAUUUGCAAGCUUAGUGAGGUUCUUGGUGAUUCAUUGUCUUCUUAUCAUCGUGUUCUCCUGGAUGCUCUCAUGAAGGAAAUACCUGGUCGCAUAUGGGAGGGAAAGGAUGCUCUUUUAGUUGCAAUAGGUGCUCUUUGCACAUCCUGCCAUAAAGCUAUUUCUACUGAAGACCACAGUGUUCCAAUAGCCAUUUUAAGUCUCGUAUCUUCUGCAUGCACAAAGAAAGUCAAGAAAUUUCGUGAAGCAUCAUUCUCCUGUCUAGAUCAGGUAAUAGAAGCCUUUGGCGAUCCAGAGUUCUUUAAUCACGUUUUUCCAAUGCUAUUGGACAUGUGCAACUCAGCAUCUGUCAGUAAAACUGGUCAAGCACCUUUGGCAAGUGACACUACAAAAGCAGAAUCUGAUGAUAUCGAAGAUGUUUCUGUUCCACUUGACAAGGUGAUGAAUUGCAUAACAUCUUGUAUCCAUGUGGCUCGUGUCAAUGAUAUUCUUGAGCAGAAAAAGAACUUGAUGCAUGUCUUGUUAUCUUGCUUGUCACCUGGUUUAACAUGGACGGUCAAAGUGUCAGCAUUUCCUUCAAUCAAAGAACUCUGCUUGAGGCUCUACAGUGUUUUGGAGGACUCCAAUGAAGCCAUUCUACAGGCCAGUGCAACUUGUUUUGUUCAAGAGCUGCUCAUCGGUGUGGCACCCAAAAUAAUUGAGUGUAUAAUUACAAUAAAAAUUGCUCAGGUUCAUGUUGCUGCAUCAGAGUGCCUUCUGGAAAUCACCAAGUUAUGCAAACAUAUUUCAUCAGUCCACUGGACAGAAACAGGAAUAAAAGGCGAGCUUCUAAAUCAGAUUGAGGCAGAAAAGAAUGAGCAGGCGAAGUCAUUGUUGAGAAAAUGUGUUGAAAUCCUUGAAAACUUGGAACAAGCAAAUAUUCUGGAAACCUGAUCAGGAUUCUGGAACUGCUCAAGACUAUUGUUGUAAGGAAAACUUCCCAGAGUAACUAGAAAUGAAAGCAUGCACUGAAGAAAGGGCAAAAAUGUACGCAGUAGUCUUAUACAGAGGAGAGCCACACUGUAGAAUGCUGUAUCAUUAACCCAUCCUCUCAAGUAUCUUAGGUUCCAGUGUCUUGCUAUUGUACAACUCAUUGAAAGACAAGAAACAUUACCAAAAAAAAAAAGAAAAGAAAAGAAAAGAAAAGAGGCUUAGGUUGGUAAGGUGCAUGUUUAUUAUUCAAAUUUCGUCUUCCAAUAUUUAUCACAU
Rubroshorea leprosula is the source of this 6330-nucleotide messenger RNA. The record is from the annotation of a GenBank genome assembly. Lineage: Eukaryota; Viridiplantae; Streptophyta; Magnoliopsida; Malvales; Dipterocarpaceae.